Messenger RNA from Stomoxys calcitrans (stable fly), 983 nucleotides. RefSeq lists its product as uncharacterized. NCBI's taxonomy places the organism in Eukaryota, Metazoa, Arthropoda, Insecta, Diptera, Muscidae. Gene Ontology annotation, cellular component: endomembrane system. Gene Ontology annotation, biological process: vacuolar proton-transporting V-type ATPase complex assembly. The transcript is spliced from 2 exons. The coding region runs from base 1 to 891 and encodes 296 amino acids. The record is from RefSeq and is a predicted model, not a curated record.
AUGAGUUCCAUGCAUACCAUUAAGGAUACCCGCAUCAGGGUAAAAGUAUCAUCAGAUUUAGUGGAUAUACUUAAAAAAUAUCAAAUCCAUUUUAGUGAGACGCCUGUAAAUAUUGUAAAGUCUUUAAAAGCAGCAGGGAUUAAAUUGGGCGAAGAAAUUACUGCAAAAAAAGACAACCAAAAUAUUAAGACUCCGGGAAUCAAUUUUAAGCUACUCAAUGACAUUCUGGCUAACAGUGAAAUCAAGCCCCAAAACGAUAAUAAGGAAUUAACCAAAGAAGACCAAUUACAGGAUUCGUCUAAGAAAAAAUCACUUGAUAUAUAUUUGUAUCUGAAUGAUCUUCGAUGGCUUAGCAACGCGUUGUCUAUACUUCGUUCCAAAGGCAUUCUUGAGGUGUAUCUUAAUGACUUACUGCAAACCAGUUUCUUAGAUUUGCCUAAGAAUACAAUAAUCGAAAGAAAUCCGGAACUUGAAGCUCGGUGCCAACGAUUACGAGAGGAGCAACAAAAUCUUGAAUAUCGUAAAAUGACAAAAAAUGUUGACGCCACCCUUAAAUAUUAUCCCGAGGAUACGGUUGCCUAUCAAAUGAAAGCUAUCAAUAGCCAGAUCAUUGCAGUUCUUCAGUUUAUAUUUUCUGUGGCUGCGGGUUUUGCAUUUGGUUUCAUUGGCAUUCAAUUGAUAAUUGGAAAUUUGGAUUUUGGUUUACGUCUACUUUUGGGAAUAAUGUUCGCUCUUAUUAUAGCACUGGCGGAAAUAUACUUUUUAGCCAAAAAACUCAAUGAGUAUGACAACACGGUAGACACAGCCAACAAAGCUAUCGAGAAAAUUAAAGCUUCAAAACCACCUGCAAUACCAACAGAAAAAGCGAACAAAAAAAUGCAUGUAGAAUAAGUUUUAGAUACUAGUCAAUAAAAUAAAUGUAUGUAUGUAGGUAUAUCUUACAUUGCCGGAGGACAAUACAAUAUAAAUAGGGUAAUACAUUA